Molecule: messenger RNA, 714 nt
Organism: Uncinocarpus reesii 1704
Lineage: Eukaryota; Fungi; Ascomycota; Eurotiomycetes; Onygenales; Onygenaceae
Product: metalloprotease 1
Exons: 5
Coding region: 1-714 (237 amino acids)
Molecular function (GO): metallopeptidase activity
Source: RefSeq, a predicted model, not a curated record
AUGGCUGCAAGAGAAGCCACCGGUUCACUUGUUGAGAGUGCAGCGGGUAUCCAAGCUGAUGUUUACUUUCAUGUUGUUGCUGCUGGCCAAUCUGAGAGUGAUGGCAACAUUCCAGAAAGCAAGAUGCAGGAUCAGUUCAGAGUGUUGAAAGAGACUUACACCCAGUAUGGAAUCAACUUCACCCUGAAGGGGAUCACCAGAACAAUCAACCGAGAUUGGGCUACUUCUGCUCGCAACCAAUUUCACAUGAAGUCUGCCCUGCGGAAAGGUGGCUAUGAUACACUCAAUGUUUACUUUAUGAAGGAUCUUGGUGGUUCUGCUGGCCUCUGCUACCACCCAGAUGAAAAUGGCAAAGCCCCAGGCUCUGGAAUCUUCAUCUUUGAUGGAUGUUUGGUCCUGAGUUCAACGGUUCCAGGUGGAACCCACAAAGAUUUCAACCUUGGAAAGGUGACUGUCCAUGAAGUUGGCCACUGGAUGGGCCUUUCUCACACUUUUGUUGGCGGCAGUUGCUCUGGGCCGGGAGAUAUGGUUGAUGACACUCCACCCCAAUAUUUCCCCAGCACCGGCUGCCCCAUUGGACGUGAUUCCUGCCCUGGAGAUGGCCCUGACCCAAUCCACAAUUAUAUGGAUGCCACCAAUGAUUACUGCAAGACUGAAUUCACUCCUGGCCAGCGCGCCCGUAUGCACAGCAUGUUCAACACAUACCGCAAGUAA